Messenger RNA from Brachypodium distachyon (stiff brome), 2384 nucleotides. RefSeq names its product RNA polymerase I termination factor. The record is from RefSeq and is a predicted model, not a curated record. The transcript has 10 exons. NCBI's taxonomy places the organism in Eukaryota, Viridiplantae, Streptophyta, Magnoliopsida, Poales, Poaceae. The coding region runs from base 275 to 2128 and encodes 617 amino acids.
CGGGUAGGGUUUCACGCUGAGGAAAACAGGCAACCUUCACUCCCCUGGCCCAUCUCGCUGCCGAGCGCCCCGACGGCCCAACCCCGUCGCUCGUCUUCCUCCUCGAGCGAGCGCCGCCACCCCCUCCCUCCCCGUCCCGCUGCCGAGCGCCCCAGCUCCGUCGCUCGUCUUCCUCCUCGUGCGAGCGCCUCCACCGCAGGGCGGCCGCCCUACCUUGCACUACCGGGUCCCCCGCCCUUGUGCACAUCCACAUCGAAAAUCGUAGCUCCGCCCAAUGGACGCAGAGCAUUUGGAACGGGAAAACCGGCACCUUAAGAAGAAGAGGAAGCAUCGUGAGGGCAAGGCCAAGGAUAAAUCAAAGCAUGGUGAGGAGGCUGUGAUAAGCAUUGUGGAAGAGGAAGGCCACAAGAGCAAGAAACAGAAGUGCCGCAGUAAGGGGGAGAAGAACAAUGUGAACAGUUCAGACGUUUUUGGUAGCACAAAUCACGGUGUUGGUAAGGAGCAGGCCGAAAAGUCAGGCUGGAUGGCAGUAAAACACUGUUUGGAGCAUGCCGAAGGUGAUACAAGCAAAGCUAAUGUGAAGAAAGACAAGAGAAAAAAUAAGGAGGAUAAGAGGAGAAGAGCUGAGACGACUGGGCAGAAGCAGACGUUUGAUACUACUGUUGUUAAGGAGGCAUCUGAACAGUCGGACUUGAGGGCGGUAAAUGAUACCAGCAAAGACAAUGUGAAGAAAGACAAGAAGAAAAAGAAAGAAGCUGGGAUGACAAUGCAGAAGCAGAUAUUUCAUACAGCUAUUGCAAAUUUAGGGUCAGAUCAUGCAAAGGGACACAAGGUUGAAGGGAAACUGUCUAGCAAUAGCAAGUUAAAGAAGAGCAAACAGAAGCGUAAAGAUGGUGAGCCUGCUUUAGACAUUUCUAAUUGUGAUCAAAUUGUGACAAGAGAAGAUAAUAAAAGACAGAAGGAGCAUUCGUUUGUUCUAGAACAGAGCAGCCAAAAUGACAAUACUAACAAAGGUGAGAACAGAGAGACCAAGAAGAGGGAAAAUGGAAGUGGCAAAGCAAGUCCAGGCCUUAGCCUGAAUGUGUCUGCUGGGGGAGAGGAAGCUGAUGUAGAUGGUAAGAAUGAUAAGAAGAAAAGGAAGAGCAAGGAGGUCGUUGGAGGAGGAAAAAAGGAGAAAGAAAAGGCAGCUCGGUCAAAUAACAAGGGUAAGCGGGUGAGCUUUGCUGAUUCCAUGGAGGUGUUUACCAUUGAAGGUGGUGAUGAUGAAGACGGUGGUCGCAGUGGUGAAUCUAAACUUGUGCAUGGAAAGCGGUUUACCCCAGAGGAAGAUACCAUCCUCAUGGAAGCUAUGAAGAAUUAUGCAGAGAUGAAGCAACUGGGGGAGAAAGGCUUGGAAAUGUUUCGUAAUUCUUCAAAACACCCAGAGCUCAAGGGCUGUUGGAGUGAUAUAGCGAAAUCGUUACCCCAUAGACCCCUUGGUGCCACAUACAGACGAGCGAAUGUAUUACUCUGUAGGAGUGCUGAACGUAAAUGGACACAGGAAGAAUAUGAACAGAUUCGACGGUUUGUCCAAGAAAAUGGCACGGAUUGGAAGACACUGGCACAGGAACUUGGAAAGAGUCGUAUCCAUGUAAAAGACGCUUGGAGAAGAAUAAAACCUAAGAAUUUGAAAAAAGGAAGAUGGGCUCAGGAGGAGAUUCAAAUCCUGUUUGAUUUGGUGAACAUUGACUUGCGUCUGAAAGCCCGUCAAGAGAAAAGGAUUGAUGAUCAUCGUGUGCUCAAAGAUAACAUUUCCUGGGAGGCUAUCAGUGAUAAGAUGACCACCCGCAGUCACAAGUUUUGCUGCCUGAAGUGGUAUCAAUCAUUGGCAUCUCCACUUGUUCAACAAGGAAUCUGGGCAGAUGUUGAUGAUUAUCUACUGGUGGAAGCGCUUCAAAAGAUUGAUGCUGUUUGUAUUGAAGAUGUUGAUUGGGACUGCCUUCUCGAUCACAGGUCCGGCGAAGUCUGUCGCCAGCGAUGGAACCAGAUGGUCCGCUUGCUUGGUGGCCACAGGGAGAAGCCUUUCAUCGAACAAGUGGAAGUGCUGUCAAAACGCUACUGCGCAGAUAUGAUCGAAUAUAGGAAGUGAGAGUGUGGGCAUUAUCAUCCAUCAAACUUGUUGUACGGCUCAAGUGAACAGCAUGAUCUCAUAUCUUGCUCGUCGUCGUUUGCUGUAGCCUGUAAAGAUACCUGGCUUUUGGGUUUUAUGGGAUGUCGAAAAGCCAGCAGUUCAAAUCAUCUCAUGGACAUUACAAUAUGUAUACCUGAUGAUGCUAAUCUGGUAAAAAAAAACAGAUGAUGCUAAUCCUUUACUGAUUAGUUAUAUAAUUGUACACUUAAAACUU